UUUAGACUGACGGUCGUUCGCGCUGUGUGGCUAAAACAAGUAACGGUAACUCGCAUGGCCGGCAAGUGCAAUUGAAAGCAAAUUGUGAGUUUGGGCAUCGCUAGCUAUGGAGGAGGAUGUCUUGAAUGCGCUGCAGAUGCGCUGCGCUUACCUCUGCGGUGGCUACGAUCGGAGCAAGCGCAUUAUAUUCAUAGUGAAUGCCUUCAAUGAUCUGCAAUUAUGGAAUCGACGCUGCUUGCAGCUAACACUCGAAUAUCUCAAGCGUUCGCUCAGCGCUGCUGUCUUGCAAAAUGGAGUUUGCAUCAUAGUCAAUGCUCAGGAGCGUAGCACACGCAUCUCAAGGCAACACGUGCGGCAAAUUUACGCGCUCUUUGGUGGCGACAUUAGCGUGGAUUUGUAUCUAGUCAGAGCGGAGGGUUUCUGGGAGAAGCAUGUGGAGCCUUGCGCCAAGUCACAGACCAAGGGAGAGCCUUUGGUGCUCUCCAAGGCGCGUCUCAGCAAAUUCAUUGAGCCGGCGCAGCUGCCCGAGGAACUUGGCGGCUCGUUGCAGUUCAAUUAUGAUUUGUGGUUGCAACAGCGCAAGUCCAUUGAUGAGUUUAGCAAAACCCACGCGCUUACCUUAAGCGCUAUGGAUCAGCUCUUGGUGCUGCUUGGGAAGCACAAGUCGCUGCGUCCAACGGAAGCGGAUGUGGAGCUAAAGAGCUGCGCUCAGCUGCAUACGCAUGUGCAGCGCUGCAUAGAAGCGGCAAUUGAAAUGGGUAAUGCGAUCUUGGCGCGCUUCAACGAGGUAUACGAAACGCAAACGCCACAAGCCGCACCUGUUGCUGCCAGCUCAGCUACAGCAACAACAACAACAACGAUAGCAGCAACAAGUGCCUCAAGAGCCAGUUCCCCCUGCCCAGUUAAGCCAUUGUUGCCGCCAGAUCUUGGCUGCGAGCGUGCGCGCAUUGAGUUGCGGCUCAACGAGAUCGAGAAGAAGCAGACGGCCAUACGCACUGCCUGGCUGGAGUUGCUGCGUUCGCUGCGUGAGGCACGCGAGCUUAGCACGCUGGCCGAGGGCGUGGCCUUUGUCACCAAUUGGAUACUCAAUCAAGCGGAGCAGCUGCUCAGCCGGCAGCGCAGCGUUGGCGCCGAUAUACGCGCCUCGGAAACGCUGCGCGCCGCUCACGAUCAGCUGGAGUUGGAAUGCCGUGAGACUUAUGGCUGCUAUGCUGAGCUGCUCUACAAGAUUGAACGCUUUGCCAAGGAGCGUGAUCAGCUGGCCAUACGCGAUUUGCUCUCGCAACGCGACUUUAUGCAGUUUGUUUGUCGCGCCUUUGCCGUUCGACUGGAACGACGACGAAAGGUGCUGAUGACUUCGCUGCGUUUUCAUCGCCUGCUCGAUCAGUUUGAGGAGCAGCUGAGCAUUGCCAGCGAGGCAAGUGAGGCGGAGCCCUGUGAACUAAACUGGGCACAGUCAGAGCAACUGCUUGCGCAGCUCAAGAGCAGUCAACAAAUGUUGGGCAACAUCGAACGCGAACUUGUGCGCGAGGGCGAAAAGCUUUCGGACAUGCUGGCGAUGCCGGUGAAAGACGCACUGGGCCGUGACCUCCAGCUGGACUACAGCGCCGACAUUGGCCAGCUGCGGCGGCAGAUCGAGGCGAGUCGCGAGCGCCGGCAGCUCUGCGGCGAGCGUGUGGCAUUGCAGCGACUCACCUUGGAGCAGGUGACCCACAUUUAUGGCUACGAGCAGGAGGUGCGCAGUGCGCUCCAAUGGCUCAACGAGUUGUAUGCGGUGCUGCUGCGCUGCCACUCGCAUGUCGGUUGCAAUAUACACGAGAUUCAACUGCAGAAGGACGAGCUGCAGGGGUUCGAGGAAACCGGACGGAGCAUUUACAACUAUGGCUGUCAGCUGCUGGAGGCCGCGCAGACUUUGCGUCUGUGUUGCAAGCUGCCCGCGCAGUCGGCCGACAUGUUGCUGCAACUGCAGCGCACUUGGCACAGCCUGCAGUCCAUUGCCCAGGAGCAGAUGACGCGUCUGCGUGUCUCCGCCGUGUUUCAUCGCAGCGUCGAGGCGUACUACAGGCAACUGCGUGAGCUGCGUCCGCUGCUUACACACGAACUUGCCACACACGAGCUUGCAACGCAGCACAAUCGCAGCAGCAGCGGCAUCAGCAGCGACGCCGACAUUUCACCCGAACUCUCGCCAAAUAACGAGCUCAGCGCCCGCCUGCAGCGCCACCUGUUGGCCAGAGAGCAGCUGCUGGUGGAAGUGGGUCGCAUGGUGCGUCUAGGUCGACUGCUCAAGAAACGCCUCAAGGAGUCGUUCGUGCUGGAUGCGCUCACGGGCAAGAGUGUACAGGCUGAUGAGCUGCCGCUGGAUGGCAGUCCCACUGCUUUGAUAGACAGCGGACGCAAUAGCAGCGCCUCCAAUUCGACGCUCAAUCAUAUGGAGGCAGCUGCUUCACCCAGCACUGUGGUGGUUACGCCCACGGGCAGCAAUGAACUCGCUUGUGCCGCCAUUACGCAUAAGCUAGGCGCCAUUGCUGAGCUUGCCGAGUCACUGGACGCAGCUAUACGCGACUCCACCAGCGUUCAAGCUGAGAAGAAGCUCGGCAGCAAUGGCUUUGGCAGUGAGGACUGGCAGUCACGCUCUACCGAAGAUGAGAGCUUUGCCACCGCCUCCGAGGGCAAUUUUACGCCCAAUUCGCAUUCAUCAUCGUUUCAAACGGCCGGCUCGGGUCGCACCAGCUCGUACAUUGGCUCGGCCAAGAACUCCUUCGAUGAGGCGGACGACUCGACGCUGAGCAACUUUGAAAUACCCGAGCUGCCGCAGUCGCCCAUCAACAUGUCCUUUGACAGCUCCGAGCUGAGCUACUUCUCCGCGCAGCAGCCGCUCAAGAGCGAUGAUCAGAACAGCGAGGUGGGCGUGCCCGAGCUGCAUAGUCAAAGCGUUACGCCCACGCCAGAUGAGGCCAAAACGGACAGCGAAUUGGAGGGCUUUGCGCUGGAUGCGGCGCUAAUUAGCAAUGAGUCGUUGCCUCGCUGUUCGAAUGCAGUGACGCCGGAGGUGAGUGGCGCCCAGAAAGCGACAGCAGCUGAGCAAACGUCAGCAGCAGCAGCUGCUGCGACUGCGACUGCGCUGCCGCCGCAUGCAGCCUGGCGACGCAGCAAAUAUUAUGAGAACAUUACAAAGCAAACUAUCAAGGGAUUUCUAUGAUGCGACCCCGUUCCAGAUCCCGACUGCCUGCCCGCCUAAUUAACAUGCGCCAUUUGCCUAGACUAUUUGCUUUUGUUGUUAUUUUUGUUUUGUAUGCUAAGUUUGCUUGCCAAAUUGAGCAACAUUAAUUAUUGAAUUCUCUAGCUAAUUUGAAGCAUGAGCUAAGCAUUUACUUUUUGCUUUGUUA
This is a messenger RNA of Drosophila busckii, 3386 nucleotides long. RefSeq names its product SEC14 domain and spectrin repeat-containing protein 1-B. The transcript has 10 exons. Lineage: Eukaryota; Metazoa; Arthropoda; Insecta; Diptera; Drosophilidae. Bases 107 to 3199 code for a protein of 1030 amino acids. The record is from RefSeq and is a predicted model, not a curated record.